Peniophora sp. CBMAI 1063 is the source of this 765-nucleotide messenger RNA. Lineage: Eukaryota; Fungi; Basidiomycota; Agaricomycetes; Russulales; Peniophoraceae. The record is from the annotation of a GenBank genome assembly.
AUGACUUCGACUUCUCUACUUACCCCAUCCCUAGGCGCGCGAUUCUUCAAGUGGCAGAAUACUGGUGCAGCACUACAGGUCAUCACAACACAUCUUAUUCUCGAGAUGCGUCUGUACGCCAUGUACAGGAGCAAUCGGCUGGUCAUUUGUAUACUUCUCUUCCUGGUCAUUGGCGAGUCCACCGGCAUGGGUAUACUACUCGGGAUUCCUAACGGUUACGGUAGCAAUCAGGCUGCGCCUGGUGUUUUCAUAUGCGCCGAUGGCGACACGCCGGGCAAGCCCUGGAUUGUAUUCUACUACCUCGUCAUCUUGAUUACUGAGGUCACGCUGCUCACACUCAGCAUCAUCAAAGCCUGGACUAACCGCCGAAUGGCGACCAAGUCCGGACUGCUUUCCGUUUUGACAAAGGACUCCGUUUAUUACUUUCUUUACCUGUUCUGGUUGUACCUCGGUAAUCUGUUGCUCUGGUCUUGGAACAUCUCCUCGCUCAAUGAACUCGGGACCGGAUUCGGCUUCGCGCUUUCCUCAGUGUUCGCCAAUCGGCUCAUGAUCUCCCUUCGGGAGUCCUACUACAAGCAACAGGAUGAAGUAUUCGAGCACGACACCACCCUCCAGUUCCGCACUACUCCAGCAGGACAGGAGACUACACACUAUCCCAUGCCCGACGAAGAGGGGCGAACAUCAAGAGGAGCCGCAGCUGCAGACGAUCGGGAACCAGACAGUGCUUUUGAGCUGUUGACUUUCAACGAGCGUUCGGGGUUCUGA